Drosophila willistoni is the source of this 2128-nucleotide messenger RNA. Its product is annotated as carboxylesterase 1C. The transcript is spliced from 3 exons. The coding region runs from base 36 to 2120 and encodes 694 amino acids. NCBI's taxonomy places the organism in Eukaryota, Metazoa, Arthropoda, Insecta, Diptera, Drosophilidae. The record is from RefSeq and is a predicted model, not a curated record.
UUUAGUUUUAAUUUCUUGUGUGUUUGGAUGAUGACAUGAUGUGGCGGCGGAUGGCAUUAAUGAUUUAUGGUAUCCUGUUUAUACAUGACGCCAGGAUAUGCAAUGGACAACAAACGCACAUUAAACUGGAGCAAGGCGAUCUUAUUGGUCUAAAGGUAUUUCCCGAUGGAGCACGUAGCUCGGUGUACGCGUUUCUGGGUGUUCCCUAUGCCCAGGCUCCAGUGGGCGAAUUAAGAUUUGCGGCGGCCAAGCCACAUCCUGGAUGGAAUCGCACACUCCAAGCCAUGCAAAUGCAAUCCGUUUGUCCACAGUUAACCAACACCAUUUACGAUGAGAAUGCCGAUGGUAGUCUGGCCAGACCCAUCUCAACGGAUGAGGAUUGCCUAUUCUUGAAUAUUUGGACACCAGAGACGGGAUUACGUUAUGGUAAAUUGCCCAUAUUGGUAAUCAUCAGUGGUGAGGAGUUUGCCUACGAUUGGCCCAGGAAUCGCAUCAAUGGCUUGGAUUUAGCCGCCGAGGGCAAUGGAAUACUGGUAGUUAGUGUCCAGUAUCGUAACAAUAUCUAUGGAUGGCUGGGAUUAGGCAGCCAGCAUCGUCAUUUACCUGGAAACUAUGGAAUGACGGAUGUUCAAUUGGCUUUGGAAUGGCUGCAAGCAAAUGCCAUUUCCUUUGGUGGUAAUCCAGAUCAGAUAACUUUACUUGGACAUGGCAGUGGUGGCGCUGGCUUGGCAGUUGCCUUAAGCCUGCAGGAAUCGGGCCAGAGCAUUCACCAGUUGAUACUGAUGUCUCCGGGGCCGAUAAUGCUCAACUUGGGCAAGGGGCACGAACAGCGUAUUGAGGAGACGGGCCGUUUGCUGGUCCAGAAAUUAGGAUGUCAAUUCGAAGAGGCUCAACGGCGUCAACUCCUGGGUUGUCUUCGCCGGAAGAGCCAGGAAGACUUAUUAAGAGCUUACGAGAGCAUUUAUAAUCAUGGCAAUGGCAGCUUACAGCUCGGUGUAGUCCUACCUCAAGGAGGUCUGGAUGAACAGCUCAUUAAGGGAAACAAAACGCUAGCUCUGCCUCCAAUUUUGAUUGGCAUUACAUCAAACGAGGGAGCUUUUCUACAGGACUAUUGGUUAGAUGUGGCCAGGGAGGGAGCACCGGCUCUACAGGAUUACAUAAAUUACACUCUGAUGCCCAAUGUUCUGCGUUCUCUGGAUAAGGAUGCCUUCAACUUUGAAGAUAGAAGUGCUCAAUCGGAACUAUUGGCUAUUCAAUGGCGAUAUUUUGGUAGAGAAGCAAAUGUCCACCAAUUGCUAAGUGGAAUGCAACGUCUGAUAUCUGAAGCUCUUUAUGAGCUACCAUUCCAUCGAUUUCUGGAUCUCGUCAACGGCUCAUCGGUUUCGGUAUAUGCUUACGUUUUCGAUCACAAAAACUCAAUGGAUAUGAGGGGCAGAGUAAAUCUUUUCGGCGGAGCCUCGCAUAGCUCGGAUUUGCCUUUAUUGUUGGGACCAAGUCUAUUCCAGCAGAUAGCUCGAAGACGCUUUAAUAGCGAUGAGGAGCAGCUUUGUCGUAAGCUGAGGGGAGCGCUUGCAAACUUUGUAAAAAGCGGCAAUCCUACUCCUGGACGCAUCUACGAUGCUUGGAUGCCCUACACAAAGCGAAAUCCAUUUAUCUACAGCCUGGGAGAGCAACAGCAGCAGCAGCAACAUCAGGUGGGAGGAUCGCAGGAUGACAUUGCCAUUGAGAAAUUGCUAAGAGGUGAUGCAUCAUUGGGGACUGAUCGAAGCCUCUCUCGAACGAAUCGCCACGAUACCUACAGACCCAAUCCGAACUCUUAUACGGCCACCAAUCAACUGGAUUCGGGCUAUGCUCAUCAUCUGGAACGUGUGUCUGGUUUCUGGCAGGUUUUACUGCCUUUGGAGAGAAAUCAACAGCUACUGAGCGGAUCCCUUGGGCAGAGAGUGCGCCUAAUGGAGGCCCAUGCCGAUGCUGCUCGCUAUCGUCAGGGUUUCUAUGCCAUGUUGGGUCUGGUCUGCUUGCUACUGGCUUGUCUGUGCUUGUGUGUCUAUCUGCUAAGGCGCCAGCCAGAUUCACUUAGACGACGCACUGCAUCACAAUCGGAAUGCGAUUGCUUAUGACAAAAGUG